Molecule: messenger RNA, 948 nt
Organism: Orycteropus afer afer
Lineage: Eukaryota; Metazoa; Chordata; Mammalia; Tubulidentata; Orycteropodidae
Product: olfactory receptor 5M10
Biological process (GO): sensory perception of smell; G protein-coupled receptor signaling pathway
Cellular component (GO): membrane
Molecular function (GO): G protein-coupled receptor activity; odorant binding; olfactory receptor activity
Source: RefSeq, a predicted model, not a curated record
AUGUCCUUCCGAAACUACACUGCAGUGACUGAAUUCAUUCUCUUGGGACUCACAGAUGACCCGAUGUUGGAGAAGAUCCUAUUUGGGGUAUUUCUGGUGAUCUACCUCAUCACUCUGGUGGGGAAUCUGUGCAUGAUCUUGCUGAUCAGGACCAAUUCUCGUCUCCAAACUCCCAUGUAUUUCUUCCUCGGCCACCUCUCUUUUGUAGACCUUUGCUAUUCCUCCAACAUUACUCCCAAUAUGCUGUACAACUUUCUCUCUGACCAAAAGACCAUCUCCUAUGCUGGAUGUUUCACACAGUGUCUUCUCUUCAUUUCCCUGGUGAUAACUGAGUUUUACAUCCUUGCUUCCAUGGCAUUGGAUCGCUAUGUUGCCAUUUGCAGUCCUCUACAUUACACCACCAGGAUGUCCAAGAACAUUUGUGUCUCCCUUGUGACAGUCCCUUAUACCUAUGGCUUCCUUAAUGGACUCUCUCAAGCAGUUUUGACUUUUCAUUUAUCUUUCUGUGGCUCCCUUGAAAUCAAUCACUUUUAUUGUGCUGAUCCUCCUCUUAUAAUGUUGGCCUGCUCAGACACCUAUGUCAAAAAGAUGGCAAUGUUUACAGUUGCUGGCUUCACUCUCUCGAGCUCUCUCUUCAUCAUCCUCCUAUCCUACCUUUUCAUUUUUGUGGCCAUCUUGAGGAUGCGUUCUGCUGAAGGCAGGCACAAAGCCUUCUCCACUUGUGGUUCCCACCUGGCAACGGUCACCAUAUUUUAUGGAACUCUUUUCUGCAUGUACCAAAGGCCCCCGUCUGAGAAGUCUGUAGAGGAGUCCAAAAUAAUUGCAGUUUUUUAUACUUUUUUGAGCCCAAUGCUGAACCCAUUGAUCUACAGCUUGAGGAAUAAGGAUGUGAUUCAUGCCAUACAGCAGAUGAUCAGGGGAAAUCUCUUUCAUAAAAUUGCAGGUUAG